This is a messenger RNA of Cavenderia fasciculata, 2373 nucleotides long. RefSeq lists its product as uncharacterized. The transcript has 2 exons. Lineage: Eukaryota; Evosea; Eumycetozoa; Acytosteliales; Cavenderiaceae. The coding region runs from base 1 to 2373 and encodes 790 amino acids. The record is from RefSeq and is a predicted model, not a curated record.
AUGUCGUCCACUAUAGUUAAAAGUCCAUUGACACUUGUAUUACACAAUAUUGUGACUUUGAGAUGUAUCAUUCAACACGUGUAUCUAAUACAUAUCAAGCUAUUGCAAGAAAGAGAUUACGCCAAUAACGAUGCAAUCGAUGAAGCCAACCAAGACACCGUUCUUCCGAGUAGUAGUAGAAAGUCGCACUUGUUGUUGAACCCAAGUGCAGCGAUGGUACCGUCGCGAGCUGGUAAUGGCCAGGUGUACGAUAUCAUGACAUCGAGUAACAUCCAUAGAACGUUUAGAUACAAGGAUAUCAAACGAGUCGAGUGGAUGGUCGACCACGGAUACAUCUCGCUGCUCAUUGACAAGAUCGUUCGCAAGGAGACACUCACUUUUACGGAACGUGCUGUCGAGAGACUGUGUAGUUUCGGUUUACCAUUGGACCAAUUCAAGAUUAUAUUCAAUGCACAUAGACGAGAGUUUGGAGAUGUCUCUCAAUGCUAUUUCUUUGCUUCUACAGGUCCCAACUGUAACCUGCCAGUAUUACUGUUCCUUCAAGCACAGGUACCCGAGACGAAUCCAUUGGCUGCCCAAUUUACUACAGUUACAAUAGACUUGAAAGAUUCGUUCAAGUUGUCACCUGGACCAGUUCAAAAACGUACCAAGGAUAUACACUAUGACGCACUGAUGAACAGUAUUCAAGUACACUUGUACAAACCCACCAAAUACCCAGACGAGCCACAACACGACAUUAUCACCGCCAUCACCCCGUUUGUUAGUCCAAACCGCGUUGUCAAGGUCCUCUCCAACUAUGCAUCGUUUAUCAAGAGCAAAGACACACUCGGACAUUUAAUGACUACCUUUGCGUCAUUUGAUAUUGUCUAUCUACUCGAUGAACUAUACUUUUUGCAUGGCGAUGACUAUGAAUUGUUUAGAAAGUUGGAGAGUAUGAGCCCUGUCAAUCCAAAGCAAGACCAAACUGCUUUGUUUUCAAGAUACCGUCAUCGAGACACUGACAUUAUCAACAAGGAUCGUGUCCGUUCAUUGGAUUUCAUCUUACAAGCUUUGAAAAAGGAGAAUACCGAACCCAUCAUCAAAUACGAAGUUGUUUACGAAUCGAUAUCAGGUGCUAUUAGUGACGAAUCUCUACGAUGGGAGGCAGUCUAUCUAGAGAUGGUUACCUUUAUUUAUGGCAAUCAUUCAGUUAUUGAAAGUUUGAUUCAAAGAAGUUUAAAAUUGGCUAUCCAAAAUCAAGAGUAUUGGAACUAUUUAUUCUACUUGUACAAACCUCUUCCAACCAGUUUAAUUGAUGAAUUACUUAAAUGUGGUGAUAUGGUAACUCUAGACCAUGUCAUCGCCGUAAGAGAAAAAGGAUUUUUGGCAACAGAGUUUGCACUCAAUCAUUGCAAUCGUGUGGAUAUUAUGAAAUAUCUCAUGCAAGAGUUUGACCUCUCUGUAUUGCCAUUUGCUAUUGCCUUGCAAAUUGGAAAUAACAAUAUGGAGCUAGUUGACUAUUCACUUGGUAGAAUAUCAGAGUCUAGUAGAAAGGGACUGUCAAUCCCCAUCAGCAAGGCAAUCGCAAUGGACAAUUACCCAGUAUUCGAGAAAAUGAUUCUACUGUACACUGGUGAAAAGAAAUUAGAGUUUGAAUGCAACACUCAAAGGGAACUUGAAUUUCUAACAAAACAUUUUGUCGAUGUUUACAAUCAAGUAACCCUAAAGGAACCAACUAUCAUCAAAAUAUUUGCACAUGCCGGAUACACCGGAAAUAUUUCUACAGUCAUGAGAAUACAUGCUAUGCAUCCAGAACCAUUCUAUUCUCCAUCAAUAUUUGAUAAAGUUGUUAUUGGUGGUCAUCCAGAAACUUUAGAAUAUCUUUUAGAAAAUAGAAAAGAAGGAUUUUCAUCAACAUGUUGGAGAAUUGUAGGUAGAAUUGGAUCAAUUCAUCUUUAUAAAACACUUUGUCAACAUUCAAUGAUUAGCCAUAGUUAUGAGAUGAUCAAAGAGGCCUAUGUGUUUGGUCACACGGACUUUAUUUUAAAUUUAAUCAUGGAAGGAGCACAUCAAUUAAAUGUAUUAUAUCUCAAACACUCGAUUGAAGAGAAUCACGUUGAACUAUUGGAAUAUUAUUUACAAAGAAAACUUGGUAAAUUAAAAGAAGCAGAAGAAAAAAGAGACCCAAAGACAAAAAAGGUUAAAAAGUUUAGAAGAAUAUUGAAUAUAAUGGAAAGUCAAACUCAUCGAUUCGUAUCAGACAAUCUUAUUGAUUGUUUGGUUAAAUAUGUACCGGCAGAGGUAAUCAACGCUACAGAUCAUGAUAAAUUAAAAUCUUUAUUAAGAAGUUUGGGUAAAUUAAAUCCAAAAGAAAAAUCUUGUAUUAUAAUGUAA